Molecule: messenger RNA, 2385 nt
Organism: Oldenlandia corymbosa var. corymbosa
Lineage: Eukaryota; Viridiplantae; Streptophyta; Magnoliopsida; Gentianales; Rubiaceae
Source: the annotation of a GenBank genome assembly
AUGACCAAAAACAAACAAAUCAAGGACGAAACUGCAGAAGUAGUAUCAAAUGAAUUGUCAAUUACUGGUUCCUCUGCUCCCCGUAAACGCAACAAGUCACCCGGGAUCAGAAUCAUUGGAGGGAGAAUUUAUGAUUCCUUGAAUGGAAAAAGUUGCCACCAGUGUCGCCAGAAGACCAUGGAUUUCAGUGUCUCAUGCAAGAAUCAUACCCGAGAGAAGCAAUGUACCCUCCAUUAUUGUCACAGAUGCCUCUUGAACAGAUAUGGGGAGAAAGCUGAAGAAGUUACAGCAUUGGAGCUCAAGUGGAAAUGCCCUUAUUGCAGAGGAGUUUGCAAUUGCUGUAAAUGCAUGAAAAGGCGGGGUUGCAUGCCGACUGGCAGACUUUUCUUGGUUGCCAAGGCCAAAGGAUACUCAUCCGUUUCAGACAUGCUACAGUUGGAAGAAUUCCAAAAGCCCCCCAAAAAUGUAUCAAAGAAGCACAAAGCUUCUCAUGAGGAAUCAGCUGCAAGUUCAAAGAGAGGGAAGCUGAAAACAAGUAUAGAUGAUAAAUCAAAUUCAGUUUGCCCUGUGGAGUCUUUGAUUGGGAAGGGCAAUCAGAAGGAUGGUGCAAGUACUAAGGAAUCAAAACCAAAAUCCAAUGAUGGAAAGGAUGAUGCUGUGAAUGGGAAGGACAAAAAAGACGUUACUGCAGAUAAGAGACUCAGUGGGAUGGGUGCUAUUCUUACUAAGGUUUCUACCAGACAAGAAGUUAAUAGAGUUCUCAGAGGUUCUACCCAGAAUUUGAUGUCCAGAAAAUCAAGCAAUGCCGAACAAAGUAACUUAGAUGAGUGGUCUGAAAUGAAAAUUAGAAUUGAUGCCAAAAAGGCGAAAUCGGAAAUUCAGCCUGAUGAGAAAGCUGUACCAGAUCUUCAAGUUAAAGUUUCAAAUGUGGAAAUUCCCCUGCCUCGGGCCACUGAGUUAACUCAAGUGGCCAAUCUUGACUUUGCUUCCGAAGAUGUUGGCAAUGCACUUCAGUUUUUGGAAUUUUGUGAAGCUUUUGGACAGGUGCUCGAUUUGAAGCAAGGAGAGUCUGAAUCUCUGCUUCAGAGUCUAACAUGUGGUCGAGAACCACACAGAAGUUUUGAUUUCUCAAUUGAAAGGCUCCACAUGAAAUUGCUCUCCAUGAUAGUGAAAGAUUCAGAAAAUGGAUGUACCUCCUUAAAAGAUAGAGAUGGAAGUUCAUGGAUGGAUGCCUUUCAGAAAUACAUAUGUUCCAACUCCAACAUGUCAAAAAAUUUAAAAUCGGCUUGCUCUCACCUGAGCCACGAAGGAUACGCUAAAUUAGACGGUUCAGAAAAGCUUAGAAUCUUGACCUUUCUAUGUAAUGAAGCUCUUGGGACAAAAGAGCUAAGAAUGUGGAUUGAUGAAAAACAUAUGGAGUUUGUUCAAGAAAGGAAAAGAGGCAGGAAAAUGAUUCUUGAUGAGGAGAAGAAUAAUAAGAUCAGGGUCAAGAAUGAGGUGGCUAAAGCUAUCCUCACAAGAGCUCCUCUAUCUAUUACCGAACAUGAAAAUCUUUUUUCAAAGAUAAAAAUGGAAGCUUCUCAUUGUCUUUCACAUUCUGAUAUGAGAGGGACACAUGAUUCCGUUGCUACAAGAUUGAAUCCAGUUGUAUCAGAUGCAUCUGGUCGCAAUUUCUGGCAAUUGGGAAGCUACUCCGGGGGAAUGGAUGUCCUGCUUCAAGGUGAUGUUCCCAAUCGAGAUGAGGUUACUCCCACAGAAAGAUGGUUCUCUUAUGAUCUUAACGAGAAGGCACAUGUUGAAAGAUACAUCUCAUCAUUUAAGGUUAACGAAGAGAUCGAGAAGAAUAUACAAGUCACCAGAGAUAUCGAAUCGGAGAUCGUCAAGUGCGAAGAAGUUGAAUCCGCUUUAAUUGCUCGGGAGCUGGAAUUGAUGAGAAACGCCUACGGUUUGCAGCUCGAAAUUCAAGGACUGAACACCGUAUCUGCUGAUUCAGCAAGCUCAGUGAAACUGUUGGAAGAGGAUUUGUGUCGCUUGAGAAUGAAGAAAACCGAGACAAAGAGAAGAAUGAACAGCAGAUGGGAAGGGUUCGUUGCUCUAUGCCUAGAGUUCCAGAAGGAUAUAAGUAAGCCAGAAAGUCCUCAAGCUUGGAAAUUGAUGGAGGAGAAAGAAUCCCUAGAAAAUGAAAUUCAUAAUUUGAGCCAGAAGAACAAUGCUCUACAAAACUCUAUGCAGGCUUUUGUGGAAGAGGUAGUUGCCGAACUUCAGUGUUCAAUAUCAGCUUUACAAGUUGACAUUCAGAGGAAAAGUUUCGAAAAUGAGAAUUUGCUUGGGGAUAUAAAUGAGCUAAAGGCAACCCUGCUUUCAGCUAUCUCUGUUGGACUUUGA